This is a messenger RNA of Chrysochloris asiatica (Cape golden mole), 756 nucleotides long. It is a transcript of the gene CD48, whose product is annotated as CD48 molecule. NCBI's taxonomy places the organism in Eukaryota, Metazoa, Chordata, Mammalia, Afrosoricida, Chrysochloridae. The transcript is spliced from 4 exons. The record is from RefSeq and is a predicted model, not a curated record.
AUGACUGUGGUUGCUGGCAGCAAUGAGAGUCUGACCAUCUCCGACCUUGAGAAUGUUAGAUACAAACAUCUCAGCUGGAUUUAUAACCAAAAUCAGAAGAUUGUAGAAUGGGAUGACAAUGUCCCAAAUUACUUCAUGUCUAAAGACAAGUACUAUCUUGCUAACAAUGGCACGCUGCACAUCUACAGAGUCCAGGAACAAGACAGUGGCAACUAUUCCCUGCAAGUAGUGAACACAGAUGGAAUAGUUCAAAAAUGGCAGAUCCAACUGGAGGUAAAAGGUAAGUGAAAUGAGCCAAAGGAUAUGUCUGAUAUCACCUUAAUUUUAUCUCUGAACAAAGACUUCACAGAGAAGAGAGAAGGAUGGGGAGAAGAGAACAAAAACUAUGAAGAAGGGCUUUUUGCCUUUCAGAAUCCUGUACCCAAGUUUGUCAUAAAAUUUGAGGUGAAAAUUGAAGAGGAUAAAUGUCACAUGCGUCUAUCGUGUGAAAUCGCGGACAAGACUGCAAACUACAUCUGGUAUAGAGAUUCAGGACCCUUUCCACCGAAGCUUCAGAAAAGUAUGCUUGAAAUCACCACCACACCAGAAAAUCACUCCACGUUUUAUACCUGCCAAGUCAGCAAUGAUGUAAGCAGCAAGAACGACACAGUAUUUUUCACUCCACCCUGUACUCUGGCCCGAUCCUCUGGAGUAUCUUGGAUGGCAACUUGCUUAUCAGUCAUGGUACCUACCAUUCUUGGCCUCCUAUUUCUCUGA